Molecule: messenger RNA, 909 nt
Organism: Trichomonas vaginalis G3
Lineage: Eukaryota; Parabasalia; Trichomonadida; Trichomonadidae
Product: porin domain-containing protein
Exons: 1
Coding region: 1-909 (302 amino acids)
Source: RefSeq, a predicted model, not a curated record
AUGAAACAACUCAAAGUAAUUCUUGCACAAACUAAAAAGUUAUUCAAUAUUCCUAUACAGAACAAACUCUGCUUUAAUGCACCUGUUAUGAAUAACAACUUCUCUCUUCAAUUAGAGAAGCCUUCCCAAAAAGAUGUUCAAAUGUGCGUAACAACUAACUUGAAAUUCAAAAACGGACUCAUAGUUGCUACAGCGCACAGUGAUAACCCAUGCUCAAUUUUAUUCCAAACAAAUGCAAUCUAUCCAGGCGUUAAAUUUACUACAAACAUAUCAAGUAACGAAAAAAAUACUAUCAUAUCUAAAGUAUCAUAUUGCACUAUAUAUAAAAACAUGAUUUUCACACCAAAAGUUAAAGUUAUCCUUCAAGAUAAACCUUAUAACUAUUUAAAUACAGAUGUUCAUUUCAAAACAAAUGUUAACUACUACGGCUGCGGAUUUACAGCCCUAUUUAAGAAACUCGAACAGUCGUUUACGUUGAUUCCUUACAUUAGAAAAUUCGGACACCAUGCAAUUUCAUUAAAGUUCAAGAAUUACAAAGUUGUUCCAGAAAUUUAUACAAUAUUCCCAUAUGAAGACUUCCAAUUCGCUUUUCAUACCUUUUAUCCAACAAGAUCUCUUUCAUUUUAUUCAAUCUAUCAUCCAAAUCUUAGAAACUUGUUUGGAGCCAACUUUACAAUAAGCCAUAUUGGUCAUGGCCCUGAAUAUCUUUUCAUGAUCGGCUGUUCACACAAUAUUGGAAACGAUUCCAGCAUUCGCUAUGUUUUGAGAUCAGAUUCAAAGGCAAGCUUCGAAUUGAAUGUACCUUACAAGAACUUUUUGAAGAUGACAUUUACUGGAAACUUUGAAUAUUCAAGAGCCAAUAAAUUGAAUUCCAAUUUUGGUGCAGUCAUUAUUUUUGAUAAAAAAUAA